AGUUUGGGGCUGGAUCAUUUCUGUUACAUCAAUUCUCAAUGCUGGUGAAUGCGAUUCUUGUUAAGUUUGGGCUUAGUGAAGAGAUGCACAACCCGGUUGCCAUAUUUGCAUUGGUGGGAAUUGUCCUUGCAGGAGCUGCUUUAGGGUAUUGGAUUGUGAGGAAAUUUGUCAUCUCAAAAGAUGGAAAUGUUGAUGCUAGUGUGUCCCAAUUUGUGAAAUGGGCAAUGCGAGUAAUUGCAACCACCUUUAUUUUACAGGGCACUCUAGACACUCCUUUAGCUGUUGGGACCUUGAUUUCUUGUUUCACCAUCUCUUUUCUCAUUACUUCAGCAAGGAGGCGCUGUCAACUGCAUCAAUCAUAUUCUAAAAAGAAGAGCCCAAAACAGUCAACAUCAAGGAAUGGCCAUGCUGAAUUUCUUAGCAGGCCACUGAAAAUGAGCCCUAGAAGCGACAUGUGGAAUAGUUCAAGGAGUUCACCUGCAUGGUAUAACUCUCCUGUUAGAGGUGUGGUUUCUCCUUCUGUUGGGAAAGGGGCAGUAAGUCCAUAUGAUUACUACUCAACCUUCCACAAGACACCAAACCGAAAGAGGUUCACAAAGGAAGAUUGGGAAGAUUUUACUCAGGAAUCAACCCGAGAAGCUGUAGCAGGGUUGGUAACAUCUCCAGAAUUCACGGAUUGGAUUAUUGAGCAUGCGGACCGCAUACACAUCCACCCAGACGAGAGUUCGGAUGAAGCAGAAGCAAGUGAAUCUGAUUCUAUAGACGAGAUUACUCUGCAGGAUGGCAAUUGGUUUGCCUUUUUCAGUUGGUAGCAGCUGAAGCGAAAGAAAUAGCAAUUCCAGAAUGCAGUUUUCACUGACAUUCAAACAAACAUUAGAAUGGGAAAUAUGAUGCUUGAUAGAUGCUGACUCAAAGUUAGGCAAAAGUCAACUAGGUCCACUCCUUUUUCCUUAGCACAGAUAGCGUGGCAGUUUCUAGUUUGCUGGAAUCUUUGCUCUGUAAUUUUACAUGAUUUAAGUGUAAGCUGUCUUUCUCUAGAUCUGAUGUUAAUAUUUGUUUGCAUCCAGAAAUCAAAUUAGGAGCAGAAAUCACAUUAAACUCUUUUGGUC
Messenger RNA from Carica papaya (papaya), 1109 nucleotides. The record is from RefSeq and is a predicted model, not a curated record. NCBI's taxonomy places the organism in Eukaryota, Viridiplantae, Streptophyta, Magnoliopsida, Brassicales, Caricaceae.